AUGUUCGUCAAAUCUGAGACCUUGGAGUUGAAGGAGGAAGAGGACGUGCUGGUGCUGCUCGGCUCGGCCUCCCCCGCCUCGGCGGCUCUCACCCCCCUAUCUUCCAGCGCCGACGAGGAGGAAGAGGAGGAGCUGGGCGCGUCGGGCGAGGCGCGACGGCAGCGUGGGGCCGAGGCCGGGGCCGGGGCGCGGGCUGGCUCGCCGGGAGGGGCCGAGGGCUGCCGGCCAGCGCGGCUGCUGGGUCUGGUGCACGAGUGCAAGCGGCGCCCCUCCAGGGCGCGGGCCGUUUCUCGCGGAGCCAAGACGGCCGAGACGGUGCAGCGCAUCAAGAAGACCCGUAGAUUGAAGGCCAACAACCGCGAGCGCAACCGCAUGCACAACCUCAACGCGGCGCUGGACGCGCUGCGUGAGGUGCUCCCCACGUUCCCCGAGGACGCCAAGCUCACCAAGAUCGAGACCCUGCGUUUCGCCCAUAACUACAUAUGGGCGCUCACCGAGACACUGCGCCUGGCUGACCACUGCGGCGGCGGCGGCGGCGGCCUGCCGGGGGCGCUCUUCUCCGAGGCCGUCUUGCUGAGCCCCGGAGGCUCUAGUGCCGCCCUGGGCAACAGCGGAGAUAGCCCUUCGCCUGCCUCCACGUGGAGCUGCACGAACAGCCCCGCGCCGUCUUCCUCCGCCUCCUCCAACUCCACCUCUCCCUACAGCUGCACUUUAUCUCCUGCCAGCCCGGCGGGUUCAGACAUGGACUAUUGGCAGUCCCCACCUCCCGACAAGCACCGCUACGCACCUCACCUGCCCAUAGUCAGGGACUGUAUCUAG
Messenger RNA from Eubalaena glacialis (North Atlantic right whale), 819 nucleotides. RefSeq names its product neurogenin 2 (gene NEUROG2). The record is from RefSeq and is a predicted model, not a curated record. Gene Ontology annotation, molecular function: protein dimerization activity. The coding region runs from base 1 to 819 and encodes 272 amino acids. The transcript has a single exon. Lineage: Eukaryota; Metazoa; Chordata; Mammalia; Artiodactyla; Balaenidae.